Messenger RNA from Aspergillus homomorphus CBS 101889, 378 nucleotides. Its product is annotated as LexA/Signal peptidase. The annotation marks the transcript as partial. Gene Ontology annotation, biological process: mitochondrial respiratory chain complex assembly. Lineage: Eukaryota; Fungi; Ascomycota; Eurotiomycetes; Eurotiales; Aspergillaceae. Gene Ontology annotation, molecular function: serine-type endopeptidase activity. The transcript has a single exon. Gene Ontology annotation, cellular component: mitochondrial inner membrane peptidase complex. The record is from RefSeq and is a predicted model, not a curated record.
UAUAGAUCCCCCGCGAAUCCGCGACACACGGCCAUCAAGCGCGUUGUCGGGCUCCCCGGUGACCGGAUUACAACUCGGGAGCCCUGCAUGAAGGAGUCGCAGAUUGUGCCGUUCAAUCAUGUGUGGUUGGAGGGUGAUGCGCAGGAUCCGCGGAAGUCCAUGGAUAGUAAUACCUACGGUCCGGUCAGUUGUAGUCUGAUUACCGGCCGGGUGUUGGCUGUGCUGUGGCCCCGGUGGCGGUGGUUGGAUUGGCAGGAUUGGGAGAAGGGGCGAGUUGAGGGCGAUGUCGAGCGCAGAUUUGGGGAUAAUUAUAGGCAAGAGGUCAGGGAGCGCGUGGUCAAGGAGGCCGUGCAGUUGGAGGCUCCGCAGCUGUCGUAG